Messenger RNA from Selaginella moellendorffii, 1164 nucleotides. RefSeq names its product phosphoglycerate mutase-like protein. Gene Ontology annotation, cellular component: cytoplasm. Gene Ontology annotation, molecular function: phosphatase activity. The coding region runs from base 2 to 877 and encodes 291 amino acids. The record is from RefSeq and is a predicted model, not a curated record. The transcript is spliced from 8 exons. Lineage: Eukaryota; Viridiplantae; Streptophyta; Lycopodiopsida; Selaginellales; Selaginellaceae.
GAUGGAGCCCAAGACGCUGCGAUUGCUGCGCCAUGGCGAGGCGUUCCACAACGUGGAGGGGGAGAUCUUGCUCCAGAUUGGGAGCGCGUGGAAGGUACUGUUUGACGGGCGGUGGAGGCGCCUGAGGAUCAGCCACAUCGUUAGGGCGUUGCGCUGCGUGUGGAAUCUCAUGUUCUGUAGCCUUUUGCUCCAAUCUUCUAAAGUCACUACAAGCUCUAACAAGCCGACUACUAGUUACUACGAGCACACUGAUGCAAGCCUAACGUCCACUGGCUGGCAGCAAGCUGAGCAGCUUGGCAAGGAACUUGAGAGUUCUGGAGUGAGAGAUCGUGUUAGCCUUGUUGUGGUCUCACCCUUAACUCGGACGUUGCAAACAGCGGCCGGUGUGUUUGGAGGAGGCAAUCACUCUGAUGUUUCACAACUUCUGAUGGUGCAUUUCGCUGGAAGGUGUCCUCACCCGGCAAUCUCCAGCUCGGGCUCUCCUCCUUUCGUUGCGGUAGAGCUUUGUAGGGAGGAAAUGAGCGUGAUGCCUUGCGACCACAGGAGUUCCAGGAGUAAAAACGAGCUUCAAUUCCCUGGGAUCGAUUUCUCUGAGAUUGAGCAAGACCAAGACGAGUUGUGGAGGCCUGAUGUCAAGGAAACUGAAGAAGAGCUCGGCAGAAGAACUAGAGCUUUCCUCGAAUGGCUGUCCAAUCGUAAAGAGAAGGAUAUAGCUGUGGUCUCUCACGGAGGAUUUCUGGUCAAUUUGCUCACUAAGUUUGGCGACAAGAACGUCAACACUACAAGGUACGCAAAUUGUGAGCUACGUAGCGUGGAGUUUCGCAAGGUUCUCACCCAGUCGGGAAGCGGAUACACGUUUGAACUCUCUCCGGCCUGAUAGAGGCUUGAGCAUUGUCAUGUUUAGAAGAGCUUCAGCUGCAGUCUUUCUCAGCUAAAUUAGCAGACCCGUUUGGCCAUAUUGUCAAGCAGAUCUCCAGCUCCAUCUUCAAGCAAAGGCCGUGAAUGAGCCUGGUAUGUGAUCACGUUGGGAGGAGUACAGUCGCUCGCCAGUAUCUGAAGCCUCGGGUAAAAGGGAGCUAAUGUCUCGCACACUAGGUGGCUGUUGCUGUAACUUGGCCAAUGUAUUGAGAUGUCGUUGUUCCGUAAGCGCAGCACGUUACUGGA